CGUGCAUAUUUCUGUACUUUCAUUGUUUACAUAACAUGCUAACAGUGUGAGACGGCCGAUGCAUCUCUGUAAGAAAUAUGCCUACCGUUAGGCCCUAGAUCGACAUGUCCUCCUUUGACUAAUAUCAGCAUAAGUUGUCAUGUACAUAUAUUUCCUGACAUGGAGACUUCAUAGUCUUAACAUUCUAACUGCAGGGUGUUUAAUGUCAUUCUCGAACUACCGGUUUCUGUUCCAAACAAUAUGGGGACUCUGGGUCAAAGGGCAUUAAGUGUGUAAUGUUUUAGACGAAGUCGGUGACAAGAUUUUCCGCAUCUGGUUAAAAGCACUGAUUUAUUUAUUUAUUUAUUCAUUUAUAUAAUUAUUUUUUCUCUCGAAUAUCUGGAAGGGUAUGUAAUCAUAUACUCUAGUAAAUGAUAAUUAUUAUCAAUACAAGUUUCCACUACCAUGCUUGGAAGUUUCCUUGAUGUAAACCAUCGAUCUGCAGUAGGCGCUGACGGUCAGUCUAUUUACUAACUAUAAAUUAUGUAGUAAAUGUAGCCCGUAAUGGUAACAUAAAGGAGAAUUAACUAACUCGAAUGAUAUGAGUACAAAUCAAUCAUAGCUCGUGAUAGACAGUCUAAUAGUCCUUACGCAGUAUUUAUGUUGUCUAACUAUUUAUCAAAUCGAUUACUUUUGUAACUGCUUGAUUAUCCUUGUUACUGAGAGCUGCAAUCGAUUUAUGACGUCACAGAAAUAUGAAACUUUAACGCUGAUAGAAAUCACGAAUGCAAAACAAUGUAUAUAUCUGCAGAGGUAUGAAGUGGAACAAAAUAAGAAAAAACGAAAACAAACAAACAAACAAAAACAAAAAACCGGCAAGUCAGUCAGCUGCUAUAUCAAAAUUAAUUAGUCCGAACAGUAAAUAUGAGGAAGGCAGCUUUAGUUGUAGGCGCCUCACGGGGGAUCGGGAGGCAGAUCGCUCUGUCAUUGUCAAAAAAUCGCUACGGUGUGGGCGUGGCAUCAAAGACUGAGACAUCCACCGAAACACUUCCUGGUUCUAUUUACACAGUGGCGGCGGAAAUCGAGGCCGAAGGGGGUAGGGCUGAACCUAUGGUCUGUAACACACGGUCCGAGGAAGAUAUCAAGGAAGCUGUCCAAAAGUGCAUUAAAGAGUUUGGCAGGUUAGAUGUAGCCGUUUAUAACGCUGGGUCAAUCACAUGGGAUAAAGUGAUCAACACAAAAACCAAAAAAUAUGACCUGAUGAAUGAAGUGAAUGCACGAGGAGCUUACAUCAUGGUACAGGAAGUCCUCCCACAUUUCCUGGAACAGAAAUCCGGCAAAAUUAUACUGGUGUCGCCGCCAAUAUACAAUAGAUUCUUUAAAGGGAAGACACCGUAUUCCAUGUCGAAAGUAGCCAUGACAGUCCUUGUCCACGGACUGGCAAACGAACUCCAAGGGACAGGGGUUUCAAUUAGUGCUUUGUGGCCGGCAACAGUCAUCAGAAGUCACGUGACUGAUAAGUUAAAGGUACCCCUGAAACUCAUGAGGACACCUGACAUAUUUGCUGACGCGGUAGUAAAAAUUGCCGGCGAUCCGACUGAAAAGCUGAAUGGCCAGGCGUUGAUAGACGAGGAUUACCUGAGGACAACAGGUGUGUCUGAUUUCUCCAUGUACAGGUGUGACAGUGACCACGAACCUUCUCGCAUGAUGCCCCAAAGAUUCCCCUCCCUCUUGGUUGAGGAGGAGGACCAGAACGUACCACUUUCAGCAGCACAAGAAAAUACAAACAGCGAUAUAAAUAGUAAACUAUGAA
Molecule: messenger RNA, 1792 nt
Organism: Pecten maximus
Lineage: Eukaryota; Metazoa; Mollusca; Bivalvia; Pectinida; Pectinidae
Product: hydroxysteroid dehydrogenase-like protein 2
Exons: 6
Coding region: 904-1791 (295 amino acids)
Molecular function (GO): oxidoreductase activity
Source: RefSeq, a predicted model, not a curated record